GAAACACUGAGAGGACAACAGAGCUGAGAGUCGUUCAGGAGCCGACAGUCUCUGAUCAGCUCCGUCCAGGAGACUUGAUGUCUCUGCAGUGUUCAGUCCUCUCUGACCCGGACAGUAAAACGUGUCCCGGAGGUCACAGCGUGUUGUGGUUCAGAGCCGGAUCACAUGAAUCUCGUCCAGACAUCAUCUACACUGCUGGAAACAGACGUGAUGGAUGUGAGGAGAGAUCUGCCUCUCAGAAAAGCUGUGUUCAUCACUUCUCUAAGAACAUCAGCUCCUCUGAUGCUGGGACUUACUACUGUGCUGUGGACACAUGUGGACGCCUUUUAUUUGGAGAUGGGACCAAAGUGGACGUUGAAGAUAACAGUAUCAGGAAGUUUUCACUGAAGGAAACCACAGUUACUUUUCUGCUCUGUGCUGCCUUGGCCCUCACGCUCAUCGUUAUAGCCUUCCUUAUUCAUGCCAUCAAGACAAACAACAACGCAUCUGAUGCUUUGGGAGAAAACUGUGAUGUUUGGAGAAGACAGAUGUUGGAGAGUUUAAAGAGAGAUCAGGUUUAUCUCUGCCGUCGUCUUUACCGUGAUGAAAUCAAAGAAAGGAGCAAAAGCAGCGGAGAAAGAGAGGAUCUACGCCGCUGUGAAGGCUUUUGA
This is a messenger RNA of Labrus bergylta (ballan wrasse), 650 nucleotides long. The record is from RefSeq and is a predicted model, not a curated record. Lineage: Eukaryota; Metazoa; Chordata; Actinopteri; Labriformes; Labridae.